AAAAAAUAAAAACACCAUAGAGAGUAACAUUUUCUUUUCUUAUUUUCUGUAUUUCUUUCUUCUUCAUUCUCAUCUUCCCCGUUGCUAUUGUUGGCCUUCACUGCUCCCCAUUUUCUUUCUUCUUCCCACGGCUCGAGGGUAAUUUCCACUAUAUCUUCGCCCGUCAGCAAAUGCUCAGAACGAAGUGCCGACUGAUCAAGAACGGAGAGUUCAUAGCCCAUCCAAUCAAUGUAUUUUCCAUUGCUGUCGAUUUGGAAGUUCUAAUUUCUAUCGCCGUCGUAGAUAACAAAGACUGCGAAACCAGUGACUUUUGUUGUUACGCGAGAAGAAAUCUCAGCGUAAGAGUCCCUGAUGAAGGUCCGACCACUUUGUUUUCGACCCAUAAUCACCUAUGUAGUCCCAAAACCUCCAUGGUUCCAGUCAUUUCAUUCGCCCACUGACCCAAUCGCCACUUCCAAUGAGGUCUCUACCAUAAUCGAAACUGUUGAUUCUUUCGAAGAUGGAUUGGAAGUCAUAUCGCCCCAUAUAUCGUCUGAUAUAAUUACCUCCGUCAUUCAAGAACAGCCGAAUCCCCGACUUGGAUUUCGACUUUUUAUCUGGUCGUUAAGGAGAAAGCGUCUCUGCUGUAGCGCCUCGCAGAAUUUGAUCAUCGACAGGUUAGUAAAGGACAAUGCCUUCGAAUUAUAUUGGAAAACUCUUCAAGAGCUUAAGGAUUCAGCAAUUGAGAUUUCAUCGGAUGCUUUCUCUGUGUUGAUUGAGGCAUACUUAAAAGCGGGGAUGGAGGAGAAGGCCGUUGAAUCAUUUGGUCUGAUGCGGGAUUUUGACUGUAAGCCCAACGUUUUUGCUUUCAAUUUGAUUUUGCAUCUUCUAGUGCGAAAAGAAGCAUUUCUGUUAGCUUUAGCAGUAUAUAAUCAGAUGCUGAAGUGUAAUUUGAAUCCAAAUGUGGUUACCUACGGCAUAUUGAUUCAUGGAUUCUGUAAAACGAGUAAAACUCAAACUCAAGAUGCCCUUGCACUUUUUGAUGAAAUGACUGAUAGAGGAAUAUUGCCCAAUGAGAUAACUUAUUCGAUUGUUCUUUCUGGAUUGUGUCGAGCCAAGAAAAUUCAUGAUGCUCAAAGAUUGUUCAGUAAGAUGAGAGCUAGUGGGUUUAGUCCAGACGUAGUAACCUAUAAUGUUUUACUUAAUGGGUUUUGUAAGUUAGGUUAUUUGAAUGAAGCUUUUGCAUUGUUGCAAUCAUUUGAAAAGGAUGGCCAUAUUCUUGGAGUUAAUGGGUAUAGUUGUUUAAUUAAUGGCUUGUUUAGGGCUAGGAGAUAUGAUGAAGCACAUAUGUGGUACCAAAAAUUGUUGAGGGAAAACAUCAAGCCUGAUGUUAUCUUGUAUACUAUUAUGAUCCAAGGUUUAUCACAAGAAGGCCGGGUUACCGAUGCAUUGGCACUGUUGGGUGAGAUGACAGAAAGAGGGUUUAGUCCAGAUACUGCAUGUUACAAUGUUUUAAUUAAAGGGUUUUGUGAUCUGGGUUAUUUGGAUAAGGCUCAAUCUCUUAGACUCGAGAUUUCAAAUCACAAUUGUUUUCCUGAUAAUCACACAUACUCCAUUCUCAUUUGUGGCAUGUGCAAGAAUGGGCUAGUAAGUGAGGCACAACGUGUAUUCAAUGAAAUGGAGAAGCUUGGAUGCAUUCCUUCUGUUGUGACCUUCAAUUCUCUCAUUGAUGGACUUUGCAAAGCCGGUAGGCUUGAGGAAGCUCACCUAUUAUUUUGCAAAAUGGAGAUAGGAAGAAAACCUUCUUUGUUUCUUCGGCUUUCUCAGGGCACCAAUAAGGUUCUUGAUACUGCCAGCCUCCAAGUUAUGAUGGAGCAAUUAUGUGAAUCAGGAUUGGUUCUUAAGGCCUACAAGCUUCUUAUGCAGCUAGUUGAAAGUGGAGUUUUGCCAGAUAUUAGGACUUAUAACAUCCUAAUCAAUGGUUUUUGCAAGAAUAACAACAUUAAUGGUGCUUUCAAGCUCGUCAAGGAGAUGGAACUCAAAGGACGCUUGCCAGAUUCAGUUACAUACGGGACUUUAAUAGAUGGGCUCUAUAGAGUUGGUAGGGAUGAGGAUGCACUAGGGAUUUUUGAACAAAUGGUAAAGAAAGGGUGCAAGCCUGAUUCUUCUAUUUACAAAUCCAUCAUGACUUGGUUGUGUCGAAAAAAGAAUAUUUCACUAGCUUUUAAUGUUUGGAUGAAGUAUCUGAGGAAUUUUCGUGGCUGGGAAGACGAAAAGGUCAAAAUAGUAGUGGAAAGUUUUGAUAAAGGAGAGCUUAAGACAACAAUCUGGAGACUACUCAAAAUGGACAUGGAAUCAAAAGAUUUCGACUUAGCUCCAUACACCAUUUUUCUCAUUGGAUUGUGUCAAGCCAAGAGGGUUUCCGAAGCCUUUGCUAUAUUUUCUGUUCUCAAGGACUUCAAAAUGAAUAUAAGUUCAGCAAGCUGUGUGAUGUUGAUUGGCAGGUUGUGUGUGGUAGAAAAACUCGACCUGGCCGUGGAUGUUUUUCUCUAUACGCUAGAAGAAGGUCUUAUGUUGAUGCCUCGAAUUUGUAAUAGACUGUUGAGCCAUCUUCUUCAUGUGGAGGACAAAAAAGACCAUGCUCUUGUUCUUUUAAAUAAAAUGGAGGCUUUUGGAUAUGAUAUGAAUACUCAUCUCCACUACAGUACUAAGUUACUUCUUCGUGAUCAUUGGGAAUCAUUGCAAGCUAAAGCUUUCAUGCCCAAAUACAUGCAGCUGUUGUCAACUCACAACCAAGAAUCGCCAAAAUGAGUAUAGUUCAACUAACAUAAAACUUGUACUAUCAAUCUCGAGGUUAGUGAUUCGAUUUUCCCACCCCACAACUAACAGCAAACAAACAAUCCCAAAUGCCACAUUUCCCAUUGUAGAAAAUAAGUAGAGAACUUGCUACUUAGUUUUCGGAGUUGGUCCUCCUUAAUUUAGGGAAAUAGUUCUUUCUCGAUUAAGAGCUUUAUUGUUUGUCGAACCAAAGUAGGGUAGGUACCAGUACCAAUAGUGUUGAUAAUCUUUCAUUCUUCAAUUUUGUACAACUAUCUGAUAAUUACUUGGAUAGGGAAAUAUGAGAUUUGUUUUUUUGGGAAACAUGGCAAUAAAUAUGUAUGUGUUAGAGAUCUGGCAUUUAGGAAGCUAUUUGUUGUUUGAUAGUUGUGGCAUAUGGGUGUGUUAAAAUUGAUCAAAAUACAAGUGUUUGUGUCCUUUAGGUGCUGAUCUUCUAGGGUUGGAGAUUUAUGAUUGUGCGGUUUAUGUGGCUAUUUUGAAAUAGUUAAAAAUUUCAUCUCAUGUUUAGAAUUACUCUGAAUUAUACAUUUGAUUAUUCGAAAUCAAUUUAAUGUUUCGUUUUACACCUUAACAUGAUUUUUGUGGAGGGAGCUAUCAUUUCAGAAAAGGAUUGACCUACAGGUCUAUUAUAGAGGGGAGCUAUCAUUUUGAAAAAAUAGUACCUGUAAUAAACAAUCAUUCUUGUAGCACAUUUGCAUUGUAUUGAAAGAAACUAGCCUUGGCUGGAGUUAAGCCGUGAAUAUUAGCUUGUAAUUUUGUAGAAUGCUACAAUUAUAUCAUCUUAUUGUAGCAUUAAAUUUCUAAUAGCAUUUUGGGAAGAGAAUUUAUAAGCAUCUAUAUGGCAUUCACCCAUGAUAUAAUGCUUAGAGAUAUAUAUUUAUACAUAUACAUAUACACACACACAUAUAUAUAUUAUAUAUGUAGAGUAUAUAUGACCUGCUUUGAUGGGGGAUGUGGGAAGGAGUGGAGGAAACAUUUGGUUCCUUGUUCCCACCUCGCUUACCUUUAUUAUUUUCAUUUUCAUUUUUAUUGUUAUAAAUAUUAUACAAUUUCAAGCUUUAUUGUUGAAUGACCAAGAUAAUGGAUAUGUUUGAAUCAUAUAGUUGAACAUCUUUUUAAGAUUUAGAUUGUAUAUAUAAAUAAUUCGAUAGGUAGUCUAUCUUUUUAUUAUUUUUUAUAUAUUUUUUUUUAAGAAACAAACUUCUCAUAGGCAGUUAGUUCCUGCUACUUGGAGAUUUAAGCAAUUUCUCUUUGAAUUAAAAUUUUCCAUGUAGAAUUAAGGUUGUUUGCAUAUAUAGCAAAAUGCGCCAAAUUAAUUACAAACAUAGUAAAGCCCAAAACAAUUUACAAAUAUAGCAAAAAUUUGCUCCAACUCAUGCAAAAAGUUCAAAAUGCCCAUGCUCCAAAUAAACUCACGUCGGCUUGCUUUUCCCAUCCAUGAUCCAUGUCUAUCAUUGAUAGACACUAAUAAUCCACUAUCAAUGAUAGAAGUAAAGGUAUAUUACUUUUGAUCAUUGACGAAGGCUAUCACUAACUAUCAGUGAUAGAAGUCGCUACAAGAAAAUAGUCUUUUUAUAACAUUUGAAUAGUAUAGCUUUCUGCAUUUUAGGCUAUAGAAGUGAAAGAAAAAAGGUAAAUUUUCGACAUAAGUUGAUGCAGGAGUUAUAACACUUUUCCUUUGUUUACUUUUAAUAUUAGUUGAUGUUUGAUGUAGUUUUUAUGCUUGUAAACCGGCUACUUAAAAAGGUUGUAUUCCCUUUGUUAAACUGGUUUCUUAAAUAGUUGACCGGCUGCCUAGGUAACCAGUCUUGUCUAGCAUGUAUAAAUAGGCUUAUAGCCUCCCAUUUUAUUCAUCUAUACAAGAUUACUCUCUUGAAUUCUUGGAGCAUUACAUCAAGUGGUAUCAAAGCGUCGAUCCAACGCGCAUUCUUCUUGGAUUACAUUCAUUAUGGACGCGGAAGUAUCCUCAUCAACAAAGGCUGUGGAAACUCGGUGAUGUUCGGUAGAAAAGUCAGUCGACGAAUUGAAGGGGGAAUGGGAGAAAUCCGUUCCAUGUUAGGCCAAGUAUUGUCACACAUGAACAUUCAACCCAUGGAGGACUGUCAAGAUCACAUUGACCAGUGGAUCAAGGGUGGAAUUCGCAUGCAAGAACCACAAGAUUCAGGCGUAAAUAAGGAGAAAGCUGAGGAUCGAAUCCCAUUUGAAAGGCAAGAACCAACAAGAAACCCGGGAAAGGCCAAGAUUGCAGAGUUACCUUUCCAAGAACAGAGGCCAAACAAGUUUCCAGCUUAAAGAAACCUACACCAAUCAAGAUUUCGCCCCAAGAAAACUGUGGUAUGGGGUAUAUGAUGCAAAAUUCUGAUUCAUCUAGUGAAGGAGAGAACUACUACUAUGGAAUCCAAAAAAGAUUGGGGAUGCAGUGAGGAAGACACCAAACUCAUCAAGAAAACACCGAGUACAAGAUGAAAAUUGAUCUUCCUAGUUUCGAUGGCCGAAUGGAUGUCGAGGGAUUCUUGGAUUGGGUCACUAAGGUCGAAAAUUUCUUCGAAUGUGCAAGCAUUCUGGAUGAGAAGAAAUUAAAAUUAGUAGCUUUCAAGUUCCAACGAAGUGCAUCAGCUUGGUGGGAGCAACUUGAAACCACUGAAGAUACCGUGGAAAGCCUCCAAUCAAAUCUUGGCCGAAACUACUCAAGAUGAUGAAGAAAAGAUUUUUUAAACUAAACAGAACAGCAGUUGGUAUCAAGAUUUAUACUUGGUCUUCGAGAAGAAAUCAAGGAGGUUGUAAAGCUACACCAGUUGGCAUACCUAGCAGAUGCUAUUACACUUGCCACUACAAUUGAAGAGAGCUCUGAGACAAAAUAAUUAAAGACUUAUCAAAGAAAGCAACUGUGUGGUUGCCCACAACAGUCCCCUCGUUGAGCUUCAACAGAACAACCAUGGCAAAACACCUCUGGAACAUUGCCAAAUCAACGUACCAAGAAGGAGGAGACUAUUACCAAACAAACCAAUGCAAGAGGACCCGAGAACAACCCAAGAACAAACCAAUAUAUGAGAAAUGAUUACAGAAGUUUGAAAAGAAUAUUAACAAGCAACAAACUUUCAAUCAACUAACUAACCAACCAACCAACUCUUAGCUAGUUACAAUAAGAAGGCCUCACACUACACCAAUUUAUGCCCCAUUUCUUUUUAACAUACAACUACUUUACAUAAAUGCUUGUUAUUAUACCGUAUCUGACCUUUAGAAACUUAUGACAAUGAGCAUCAUGUAUGGACUUCAAAACAAACACAAAAGCCUUUGUAAGGACACUGAUGUAGAUCUAGUGUGAAGGCUACUGCUUUCAAUACGUCGGUUUGUUCUCUAACAUAUGGUGCUAGAUCUAUGAAUCUGUCAAGUUGAUGUUAAUUUUGUAAUUUCCCUGCUGCACACUAUACAAUCAAAAGUAUAUUCAUUUUAGCUUAAUGAAUCUGUGACUGUUAAUUUAAAAGAAUAUUGUCCUCUCUCUCUAGCUAGCUUUACUGUUUUCUGGUUGGUGUGAAAUUGUUGUAAUUGUUUCUACACUGAUUUAUUGCAUUCUUUGCGAUUUUGCAGGAAUAAUUUCUAGUCACAAAAUUGAGAACAUGAAAUAGUUCCACCUCCCACCUUCUCCGUUGGAACAUUCUCAAAUUCCCUUUAGACAAGGGUGGUCUUAGGCAUUGGAGACAUCAGAAACCGAAACAAUUCACUAUUGGCAAAGUGGAUUUGGCAUUUCAAACACGAAGGAGAGGCUCCAUCAAGGCAAAGUAUGGGUCAAGUCAUUACGUUCAACUCCCUUCCUUUUCACGGCAUACAUCUUCAAAAAGUCCAUGGUGCCACAUUUUGAAGGUAAAGGACCUUGUCUGUAGCAAUGUAUUAAUCAAAGUAGGGAAUGGACAUUCCACCUCCUUUUGGAAUGAUCAAUGGAUUGGAACAUCUCCCCUCAAAUUAGUUUCCCAAAACUUUUCGUGAUCUCGCUGAAACUAAGAAUGGAUCCAUUGCUGAGGGUUGGGACUCUACAAACGAGUCUUGGACCCUUAAUUUGAGAAGACAUUUGAAAGAUGAUGAAAUUUGUGUAUGGGCUGUUUUUAGCCAGAAUGUUCCCAGCAUCUUUUUAUCUAAUCAACAGAAUAGUUGGAUAUGGCGUUUUCUCUACAAAAUCGUUGAUAUACCUCUUAACCACGACUUCGUCAUCCUCUGACCAAUCUGGUUUAUUCAAAAAGAUACGGAAGCUUCCAUGUCCUAAAAGAGUCAAGUUCCUAUUAUGGGAAGUGGGUCACUCAUGCCUCAAUACUAUGGAAAGACUACCCUUGCUAUGCCGCUAAAGAAGUUUGGUCUAGCCUCAUUUGUGCGGUGAUAUCAAAGGUUUGGGAGGAGAGGAAUGCUACAAUCUUCAAAGACAUAUCCAAGUCCGCAAAUGUUUGCUUGGGGCAACGAGAUUGAAGAUCUUCUUUUUUCAACAAGUUGAUUUGCAGUGAAUUCUAUUUGUUGUUGCAGAUGCAAUCGGUAGUAUUGCAUAGGUGCAUGGCUUUGUGACAAAGUCUUCAUUAGUUGAUGAAGGACUAUUCAAACAUGUAAUGUCUUGGCCAUAAACACAACUAAGCUAGAGGUAUUUGGAUUUUGAUUAUAUAUUUUUUUUUGGAUUACAUGUAAUAUUUAUUUGAAUUCUAAUGUGUAGUAGAUAUGAAAUGCAAUAAUAGCAUGAUUAACAUAUCGGAGAAGCUAUAGAAGAUGUAAUAAUAGCAUUUGUUCAAGCUAUAAAAAGUUUAUAAAUGCUAUUAAUAGAAAAAGUUGACAAUUUAAAGGCA
Benincasa hispida (wax gourd) is the source of this 7637-nucleotide messenger RNA. The record is from RefSeq and is a predicted model, not a curated record. NCBI's taxonomy places the organism in Eukaryota, Viridiplantae, Streptophyta, Magnoliopsida, Cucurbitales, Cucurbitaceae.